Molecule: messenger RNA, 1143 nt
Organism: Trichoderma gamsii
Lineage: Eukaryota; Fungi; Ascomycota; Sordariomycetes; Hypocreales; Hypocreaceae
Exons: 3
Coding region: 1-1143 (380 amino acids)
Cellular component (GO): membrane
Molecular function (GO): glycosyltransferase activity
Source: RefSeq, a predicted model, not a curated record
AUGGCCCUUUUUAGAGCUCCUUCGCGACCACUCUUUACACCACAUGUCUUGCAUGGCCGACAAUUACAAAAUGUUAUCUUGAUUGCUUCUUGCUUGAUAUUAUUAUUGUUUUUCAUAUACCGCCAUGAGCAGCCUGCGCCUCCUGGAUUCCUACCAUAUCAAACCUACCCGCUGACCGACGACUUCACACAUCAUACGGUGACCGACUUCUUCCCCAAGUCUGUAUCGACGGGCACCAACUCAACAGAAGACAUUUGCCGCUCCUUUCCGAAACAUGUUCUGUCACGAAUACAGCCAGUUCUCAAAACUGGUCAUGGAGAUAACAAAGAGAGAUUGGACGCGCAGAUGGAUAGCACUAGUGCCUGCUUUACGCCAGAUGAGCUGAUCAUCUUCUCAGACCUUGGCGAGGAUAUUCGAAAUCAUCGUGCUAUUGACAUUCUUGCCGAUCUACCAAGCUCUCAUUAUAAUGCCACCACCUUCAAGAUGUGGGGAGAGUAUUUAUCCCAGAAAGAAAUGCAAAGAAUUGGUAUUUUGGACACCGAGGCACAAACGGAGCAUAUAAAUGGAUGGGCUCUAGACAAGUUCAAAUUCUUACCAAUGAUGGAAAGAGCGUGGGCCAUGAGGCCUAAUAGAGACUUUUACGUUUUUUACGAAACAGAUACCUACAUAUUUUGGGAUAACCUAUUCCGUUUCCUUCAACUGUAUAAUCCAGAUGCAAACGUUUACAUGGGCUCACCAUCUCCCGGUCGCCGCGAUCCAAAACGUAGAGACCAGGGGACCUUAUUUGCCAAUGGAGGGCCUGGAUACAUCAUCAGUCGGGGCGCCAUGAAGACUCUGUUGCAGCGCACCACAAGUCCAUUUGGAGAGUAUACAGAUGAGCCGCUCUCGACAAAAUUCAGUUAUCUAAAUCAUGAUGAUGAGUGUUGUGGCGACAGCGUCCUGGGAUGGGCAAUGUGGGAGCAGGGCAUCCCUAUGCAUGGUCACUUCCCGAUGUUCGGCCCUUAUGCCCUUCACGAGAUUCCUUUCAAUGACCAGCAUUGGUGUCAGCCACUGAUAACGCUACAUAAGACAUCUCCGAAAGAUAUGGUGGACUUGUUCAGCUGGGAGUCUAGCCAACGGAAACCCGAUCUAAUUGGCAUAUAG